Molecule: messenger RNA, 2126 nt
Organism: Cryptomeria japonica (Japanese cedar)
Lineage: Eukaryota; Viridiplantae; Streptophyta; Pinopsida; Cupressales; Cupressaceae
Product: sphinganine C4-monooxygenase 2
Exons: 2
Coding region: 1182-1961 (259 amino acids)
Biological process (GO): lipid biosynthetic process
Molecular function (GO): iron ion binding; oxidoreductase activity
Source: RefSeq, a predicted model, not a curated record
UAGCUUUUCUAGAAUACUAGUUUUCCUCUUAUCUCGUACAUGGAGGAGUGCUGUUUCGCCACAACUCUCUUGACCACUCGGAGUUUUCCUUCUAGUAGCCGGCUGCUCCGAAGACCCAGUUGGAAAAGACGUGAGAAAUACGACAUAAUAGACUUACUGUACUGUAAUGCAUUUCAAGCACUCUGAUUAAGCCUAAAACCCACUUGACCGACCUAAAACAAAAUCCAACAGCUUAAAACAAUGCACCCAAUCUCAAUAAAAAGAGAGCAUACUGUUUUUAUCGCCAGGGUUAAGAGGGUUUAACCGGCACAAUAUUCUGUAAUUGUCCUAUCUUCCUCAUCAGCAUUUGAACUUUUUGGCCAUCUGUAAGAAAUUUAUACAUUUAUUUUUUUUGGACAAUAAACGGUCAACUGGAAGAACUUUUCUCUUGUUAGCCGUCUCUUCGGUCAAAUUUGCCAAGGUGGGCUUUUAGUUUUGCCCCUUCAAAACCUCUCUAUAUAGUAGAAGGCUAUUGAUCUUGCAAACCCAUUGCAGUGUUCUGCAGACUUCCGAACUUCUUCAUUCUGUAGGGUUGGAAAACCUAGUUUUUGAAGACUUAGGGUUUGGUGUGGCUUUUGCCAAAUCUAUUGUUUCUGAUUUUGGGUUUCUAAGGAGUGAGGAGACUACUGUUGGGUUUCUGCUAAUUGGUUAUCUUAGGUAGUGGAUGUUGAUAAUUUGGCAUGGUCAAUUUUUUGAAAGAAGAGAGAAUUAGGUUUUGGAAGGGCUUUUAUUGAAUGUGCUCUCCGUGAUUUUGGGUUUUCAAGCAAUAAAUAUACUGCUAUUAGGUUUCUGUUUGUUAAUUAAUUCAGGUAGUGGAGUUGGAGGAUUGAGAAAAUCGGGAUUGAGGGAAUUUAUUCGUUCUCUGGGUUUAUGUUAGUUAGUGACUUAAAGGAUUAGGUAGUUUGCCAAUGAAUAUCGAAGUUUAGGUGUGCUAGACAAUCACGGCAGCUGGAGUACAUAUUGAAGAAAAGAAUUGUGAUUUGGUUUAAAAUAUAGUAUUUUAUAGUGUUUUGUUGAUUUUUGUUGUGUAUGGUUUUGGUUGAUUGGAGAGGAUAGAGCACCUGAAGCAGUGCCGACUUGGGCAGUUUUGUUUGGAUUGAUUCGGGGAGCACAGUGGAGAAUUGGGUGUUUCUGAUUGUAUAAUGGGUUCCUGGAAGGAAUUUUUACUCACAGAUGAGGCUUUAGGGACAUUCAUGCCCAUUGCUGUGUAUUGGGUUUAUUCUGGCCUUUAUUGCUUGCUGGAGCCUCUUGAUAGCUACAGACUGCAUACUGCCAAGGAGGAAAAGAUGAAGAAUUUGGUGUCUAGGAGUACUGUUGUUAAAGGGGUUUUGCUUCAACAGGCAAUUCAGGCUUUGGUUGCUAUGAUAUUAUUUACGGUGACUGGUCAAUCGGAAGAUGCUGGUUUAAUUUUGCAGCCUUCACUUCUUGUGCAAGCAAGACAAUUCCUAAUAGCAAUGUUGGUGAUGGAUACAUGGCAAUACUUUGUCCACCGCUAUAUGCACCAUAACAAGUUCUUGUAUCGUAAUUUUCAUUCACUGCAUCACAAACUCAUAGUUCCAUAUGCUUUUGGAGCAUUGUACAAUCAUCCAGUUGAGGGUUUACUUUUAGAUACUGUUGGUGGUGCUAUGUCUUUUCUUUUCUCUGGGAUGACACCUAGGACAUCCAUAUUUUUUUUCUCCUUUGCUACAAUUAAGACGGUAGAUGAUCAUUGUGGACUCUGGUUGCCUGGAAAUCCUUUCCAUAUGUUCUUCCAGAAUAACACAGCAUAUCAUGAUAUUCAUCACCAGCUCUAUGGGACUAAAUACAACUUCUCACAGCCUUUCUUUGUAAUGUGGGACAAAAUCCUUGGGACACAUAUGUCUUACACUCUGCAAAAACGACCUGAUGGUGGAUUUGAAGCUAGACCAGUCAAAAAUGAAUAACUUCUGGAACGCUUUUCCCCUCAUGUAGAUAUGUAUUUCCACUGUAUUGGUUACCAGCCAUGACAAGCAUUUGAUGUUUUAAUUUGUCAGGCUAGUCGGUAAUUUUACUUUCAUACUGUAACAUAGAUGAAAUCAAUAUAUAAGCAAAGCUUCUAAGUUGCGCUA